AUGUUGUCUCCCACCUCUCUCGCUUACUCCCGUCAGGCUCCUCCAGUGAGACCGUCGCGAUCUCUAGAGGGACUGGAGCAGGUCAUCCCGCCUAGAGUUCCUCAACCUCCAGCUCGUCCUACCCUGCAGCUGGACAAACCUCUUCCCGACCUUCCCUCACAAGUACAGUCGCUCCCAGAUGCCUCAGAGAUGAGGGGUUCGACAGCAUGGAGCGAUGACAGCAGUACCAUUAGUAGUGUGGAUAGUGACGGCAGUCGAGACCGCGAAUCCACCCACUCGACGGAAAGCUAUCCCGUUUUUGUCCGUUCGGCGUCGGAUGACCUGGCCGGGCUUGUCGAUCAUCCUCCGGUGUCGUCCUUCGAUCGCGCCGAGCCAAUAGUGGACCCCUGUGCGAAGCCAUCAACAAUAGCUUCCUAUUCUCCAAGCCUGUCGCUUUCCCAACAUGCUCUAUCAGUAUCAAAAGACGACCGGUAUGGAAGCCCGCCAGAAUGGGCCCAGAAACGGGCCGGUCCGAACCACUAUUUUCGGGAGAAGAAAUGGGAUUUCUUCCCCGAAUUAGCGACCCCGUCUGCCCUGGGUGUUGGAGCAGCCGGACGGUUUCCUCCCGCCAGCUCGCAAUCGCGGAUGAGAAACGGGGGCAAAUUGCAUUUAUCCUCGUUUGACUUUGGAAGGAAUCGCAGGCGUUCGAAUACCUCCGACCGGGGGACUCUGACACUCGCCCAUGAAGUUCGGGACUCGAUCCGUUCCUACGUCCAUCGCACAUUGUCGAAGCGUUCUGCUGCGAAAGACAAGCCGAAACGACGAGGACGCCCCGCCACUGCGCCCUCCUUCUACCCGCCCAAGUAUGCGUCCUCACAGGGGACCACCACCUCGAGCGACUACCCUCAUCACGGAACAUCUAUAGAAGAAUCGAGCCCGGUGGAUAUAGAUAUCCGGAUGAGAACCCUAUCAAUCUCAACUGAUUCGACUAUGAGCGAACGAUGGGCAGAAAGCCCCAAGCCAAUUCCUGUUCACCGGACAAAGCAGCUUGCUGUCCCCAUCACUCCUUACCAGAAGUAUGGUGCGGCCAUCUGGGACAAAUCCGGCGGCACAAAGAGGGUUAACUAUCGGCCAAAUCACCAGGUGAAAUUUCCAAAGCACCAAAGGAACAUUUACCCAUCUUCCGCGCAAAAGUCGAAAUCAAGUACGGACUUCACAUCUGCCAAUCCCACUGCGCCCUUGUCGCCGCCGGUACGUUCCGUGAUCCAGCAGAACACUCGAGAAGCCAUUCGAGUGUUACAGGAUGGAACCACUCAAGUGCUGGAUGUGCUUGAUGGGGCGAAGAAGAAAGUGAUCAAGUCGAGCGUUGACCGUCGACGAAUGCAGCUCAAAUCGCAGAUUAAAUUGAUAGGACCGGUCAACCCAUAUACUACCUAUGGACGCGUCGAUUCUUGGAUAUGA
Molecule: messenger RNA, 1440 nt
Organism: Aspergillus lentulus
Lineage: Eukaryota; Fungi; Ascomycota; Eurotiomycetes; Eurotiales; Aspergillaceae
Source: RefSeq, a predicted model, not a curated record